Messenger RNA from Solea senegalensis (Senegalese sole), 1702 nucleotides. RefSeq names its product OXA1L mitochondrial inner membrane protein (gene oxa1l). Lineage: Eukaryota; Metazoa; Chordata; Actinopteri; Pleuronectiformes; Soleidae. Gene Ontology annotation, molecular function: membrane insertase activity. Gene Ontology annotation, cellular component: mitochondrial inner membrane. The transcript is spliced from 11 exons. The record is from RefSeq and is a predicted model, not a curated record. The coding region runs from base 35 to 1573 and encodes 512 amino acids. Gene Ontology annotation, biological process: mitochondrial respiratory chain complex IV assembly; protein insertion into mitochondrial inner membrane from matrix.
CGUAGCACUCGUACGUCAUAAUUUCCCUGUCAAUAUGGCUGCCAUCAGGAGCGGGGUUACUCCGGUCUGCUUAGCAAGAUGUUUCCUGCGUCAGUCUGGAAAACCGAGCCGAGGCAGUCGACCUGGGUCAGACAUUUGGACACAACAUUUGCUCCUGAAGUCCCACCUGCACACGGUGUUUCAGUGUCACAGUCCAACCACCAGGACUCUGCUGGGCUGCAGACAGCGUGGGAGGAUCCUCUGGGUGAACGCCGCGACAGUCCGACACAACAGCUCACAGAUCCCACCUGAGGAUGGAUCAAUGGCAGCUUCAGUUGUGGAAGCUCCUGUGGGUCCUCCAGUCCUGGACUCCACCCCCAUCUCUCUGCUCGCUGACCCCGCACCCGUCUUUGCACAGUCAAUCACUGAACAGAUUCCAGUUAUCUCAACAGCAGUACCAGCGGCAGACAGCUUUGCUCCUCCUCCAGUCUCGGACUCCUUCCCUCAGCUCGCAACCGCUGACCCCACCCCUAUUUUAACCCAGUCAGUCACUGAGCAGGUGGCAGACGCUGCACCGACUGCAUUGGAUGUCCUGCAGGCUGCGACUACAGAACCCACUCUCGCAGAGCUCGGACUGGCAGCUUACACACCAGUGGGACUUAUACAGAGCAUUUUAGAGUUCAUGCAUGUGGAUCUGGGUUUGCCCUGGUGGGGGGCCAUCGUUGUAGGAACGGUUGUGGCUCGUUUGGCUGUGUUUCCAGUCAUCGUGAAGGGUCAGAGAGAAGCAGCCAAGCUGAAUAACGUUCUGCCUGAGAUGACCAAACUCACUGAAAAAAUGUCCGAUGCCAAACGGAGUGGAAACAAAUUUAAUUUUGCCAAAGCCCAAUCAGACCUGCACUUGUUUCAGAAGAAGCAUGAUGUCAAUCCUCUCCGUGGCUUCCUGGUUCCAUUGGCACAGACACCAGUCUUUGUCUCUUUCUUCAUCGCUCUGAGGAAGAUGGCGUAUCUGCCAGUGCCCAGCUUGCAGACAGGAGGUCUGCUGUGGUUCACAGAUCUGACUGCAUCAGAUCCUUAUUAUGUUCUGCCUCUUGCCGUCACUGGAACCAUGUUCUUCAUCCUGGAGCUGGGUGCCGAGUCUGGCGUUGACAACCCCAAUCUGAGAGCAAUGAAGAUGGUGUUAAGGAUCAUGCCUUUUGUCAUCCUCCCCCUCACUAUCAACUUCCCCACGGCGGUGUUUACCUAUUGGAUGACAUCUAACUGCUUCUCCUUGGCUCAAGUGGCUCUGCUAAGGCACCCACUGGUCAGAGAGAAGCUGAAGAUUCCACAGAGGAUCAAACAUUCGCCCUCUGCUCUGCCCGAAAGUGAAGGAUUCUUUGCCUCUUUGAAGAAAGGCUGGAACAACGCUCAUCUGAUGCAGCAGCUGGAAGAGAGGGAACGGCGGCUCAAAUAUCGUCUGGAUGACUCUGCUAAAGGUCCAGUGAAGGAGACUUUUGCCCACAAUCCUCUCAAGCAGAAACCUCCCAUGGCUGCAAGAUCAACUCAAGCCAAGCAAGCUCAAGGCAAAGCAUCGCCAUGGAAGGAUACUAUUGUAUAAAUCCUUUCUUGUAGCUUUAUAAUAUCAAAGAGAUGAUAAAUGUUGUACAUAUUUAUGAAUGGAAGAGUGGGCAGGUGAGGGAAAAAAGGUUGAGACAAUUAAAAUGUCAAAUCUGCCUCCAAACACCCA